Rhizophagus irregularis DAOM 181602=DAOM 197198 is the source of this 468-nucleotide messenger RNA. NCBI's taxonomy places the organism in Eukaryota, Fungi, Glomeromycota, Glomeromycetes, Glomerales, Glomeraceae. The record is from RefSeq and is a predicted model, not a curated record.
AUGGCAAUUAUCGUUACAUUUGGAAAGUCAGAUUAUUGUAAUGAAAUAACAAAAGUAAACAGUUCUUUGGUUCCUUGCUUGCUUCUGCCUAGAAAUGGUCAGUUGGCUUCUUCCAAAAUGGCAAUUUCAGCUGAAUAUAGGAACGCUUUUUUGAUUUAUUUUUUUUUCUUCUCGCUCUUCCAAGAUGAUAAGUUCGACAUGUGCCUGCCUCUUAAUAUAGGAAUGCUUUAUCUGCUUACUUUAUUAUGGAAUUGUAACUGUGCUUGCUGUGUUUGCUAUAUAAGAAAAACAAAAAUACAAAAAAAAAAGAAAAUAAAUCAACGUAAAGAAGUUUCACGAUCAAUAUAUAAGUAUAAAGGCUGCCACCUGAAUUUAAAAAUCUGUAAGUUGGUGACACUAUUAGGCAGGAGGCAGAGUUGGAGUAACAGAAGAUAUUUAAAGGAGGGAAUCGAAAUGUCCAUAAAGUGA